AUGAGGCACAGCCUGUCAAAGGCCCCUCGCCGGCGACCUUUCUGUCUGUCCCGCACAUGUCGUUUAGGCCGCGGCGCUGACGGCUCGGUCCUGCGGGCGGUGGCGGCCAGUGGCGGCCAGCGCGUGGGCGGCGUUGCGGCGGAAGAAGCGGCCUUGUUUGAGGGCGGCAGAGGGAGAUUUGGAGUGGAGGUACGCGGAGUGCGGAGCGGGAGGGGGGAAGAGGAGGGGCGCGGCGGGCUGCACAAGGGCGCAGGUAAAUUGCGCCGCGUGGGGAUGGCUGUGCGGUGUGGCGAAUGGAAGCGGCGGACGUGGUCGCAUCGCAGGAGGGGCGUGCUGCGCUGGCGGCGAAGGGAACAACCUGGCGAAGGAGAUGGGAAGGGAUGACGCAAAAUCGGCUCGCGUCGAUGGAGCUACCCUAAGGUAUCAGUUGCGAGAGUGACUGCAUAGCUGUCAUGGGCACUCUAGACUGGAGAGCGGGGGCUUGCUGGACAGGGCCGAUUUACAGUGCCGUUUCUUCAGAUGGCAGCUUCCAGAAAGGCCUUUUCUGUCACGUGCCAAAAAAUAAAACAAAUCGCACUCGGGAAACAAUAGUGCCAACUUCGUUUCUUUUACCCACCGUCUCCACGCACAUCACUCUCUGCCAUCUCCGCGCGUCACCCGCCCACAACCGUCAUGACGACGCAAGCAACACCAUUCGAGAUGGAGACGACGGGGAUGUCGAAGAAGGCAUUUCUCGAGCCGUUACGCCACCGUCCGCGCACCCUGCCGGAUUCAGAGGAGGAGCUCAUGUGCGUCAACAAGAAAAGCCUCUUCCGUGCCCUCCGCAUGGCCAAGGCCUCACGGUGGGUUGCGGAUUGGCUCUUCACGCACAGGGACCACCCGUUCCAUCACCACACCACGAUCCCCGCCGACGCCUUCGACAACGCCCUGGUCAUCCGCGGCACGCACGCGCCGCGCGGCGCGCCCGACUGCGGCGUCGGCGUCGCCCCGGCCGCCGCGCCCGUGGUCCCGGGAAACGACGUGCUGUUCGUCCCCGUGGCGCAUGCGGCCGGCCGCCUGAUCGGAUACACGUUCGGUGGGCUGGACGCCGAGCAGGCAGGCACGCUGAGCUGCGGGCACGACGCGCGCAUCCUGCCGUUCUUCCCGCACUUUGUCGGCCGCUUCGCGUUUGACGGCGUGGAAAACGACCUCUUGGUGGUGGUGAACGAGAUGAACGAAAACGUGACGGGGGUGAUUUCAAUACAGCGGAGCAAAGAGCUGAUGCGCGAGCGGUCGAGCUUCGCCGUAUUGAACGGGCCGUACGGGUUCGGGGCGCUGCCAGCAGACAUUGCGCAGGUGACCAGGUUGGCGGAGCGGCGGUUGGCGAGCACGCCAAAGUACCAGUUCGCGUCGGGUGGCGGCGGCGACGACGACUCGGGGCGCAGACGACGGACCGUGCGCACGGACAUGGAGACGCUUCGUGAGGGCUUGGCCAAGCUGGAGCGGCUCGUCAAGGGCAAGUUCUACGCGCCGCAGAUGAUCAAGGACCAGAUGGACCCGGAGAAGGGCGACCUGCUCGUGCGGCAGACGGGGCAAGUGGACUCUGGUUUUGACGUCAAGGACGCGGUCGGGAUGCGGAUGUUUAGGGACACGGCCGGGAGGGCAUACUAUUCGUAUAUGGCGAGCAUAGCUUCGCGGCGCGCGGCCGUGAAGGCGGCGGGCAAAUAGGUGCGUAGUACAUGGAUGUCUCGACGGACUAGCACUGUGUGUUACGGGGAGGGGGGGCGUGAGGAGGAUUGUGGAGUAGAUUGUCAAAGAGGGCGGCGAAAGAGAAGGAAAGCGUGGCGUGCAAUCGGGGGAUGGGAGAGGGGUCCACGGCGCGGGGUUGCACACGACCAAUCAGCGGGCGCCAUGCUGUUAAGCACGGGUCCUAUCCGCGGCACGUGUGUUUGCCUCAGGAGCGAUCUCGAAGGCGUCACUGGGCGUUGGGCGUUUGCUCAAGUGCGACAGCCGCAUCUCCUUGCUGCCCUACUCAAGCUGUACCCAAGUACUGUACACUGUAGUGAGAGUGAUAGAACCAGUAGCCUCGUACUGUAAUUCCCAUGCAUCUCCUUGUCUUACA
This is a messenger RNA of Chondrus crispus (carragheen), 2101 nucleotides long. RefSeq lists its product as hypothetical. The transcript has 2 exons. The record is from RefSeq and is a predicted model, not a curated record. Bases 1 to 384 code for a protein of 127 amino acids. Lineage: Eukaryota; Rhodophyta; Florideophyceae; Gigartinales; Gigartinaceae.